AUGGAGGUCAGGGACCCCGAGGACCAGGAGGAUGGGGACUCCGAGGAGGACACGGCCACAGCCCUGCAGCGGCUGGUGGAGCUGACCGCCGCCAGGGUGGCCGCCGUGCGGAGUGUGCGUGCCCAGUACCGCCUCAUCCGAAAGCUCGGCUCCGGCUCCUACGGCAAAGUGCUCCUCGCCCAGCCUCGCCACGGGGGCCCCGCCGUGGCUCUGAAGCUUCUUCGUCGGGACCUGGUGCCCAGGACCACCUUCCUGCGGGAGUUCUGCGUGGGCCGCUGCGUCUCCUCGCACCCGGGUCUGCUCCAGACCCUGGCGGGACCCCUGCAGAGCGCCCGGCACUUCGCCUUCGCCCAGGAGUACGCGCCCCACGGGGACCUCAGCGGGAUGCUGCAGGAGCGGGGCCUCCCGGAGCUGCUGGUGAAGCGGGUGAUGGCGCAGCUGGCCGGGGCGCUGGACUUCCUGCACAGCCGCGGGCUGGUGCACGCCGACGUGAAGCCGGACAACGUGCUGGUGUUCGACGCCGCCUGCAGCCGCGUGGCCCUCGGGGACCUGGGCCUGACCCGGCCGGAGGGCAGCCCCACCCCCGCGCCGCCCGGGCCGCUGCCCUCCGCCCCGCCCGAGCUCUGCCUCCUGCUGCCCCCCGGCACCCUGGCCCUGCGGCCCUCGCUGGACGCCUGGGGCCUGGGGGUGCUGCUCUUCUGUGCCGCCACCGCCUCCUUCCCCUGGGGCGUGGCCCUGGCCCCGGACCCCCAGUUCGAGGCCUUUGCGGGCUGGCUGACCACCCGGCCGCAGCCCCCCCGGCCGCCCCGCCCCUGGGACCGGUUUGCGCCCCCCGCUCUGGCCCUGCUCCGGGGGCUGCUGGACCUGGACCCCGAGGCCAGGAGCCCCCCGCUGGCUGUCCUGGACUUCCUGGGGGACGACUGGGGGCUGGAGGGGGACAGAGGGGGGCCCGGCGGCUCGGGGAGUAUAUCCGGGGAGGAUGGGGAGGAGGAGGAGGAGGAGGGAGGCUCCAGCUUGGAGGAGUGGACAGAGGAGGAGGAGGAGGCAGCGGGGGAGAGGGACCCGGGUGGCGAGAGGAUGGGGACAGAUGGGGGAACUCCCGGGCCAGGGGACUGA
This is a messenger RNA of Pipistrellus nathusii (Nathusius's pipistrelle), 1116 nucleotides long. The record is from the annotation of a GenBank genome assembly. Lineage: Eukaryota; Metazoa; Chordata; Mammalia; Chiroptera; Vespertilionidae.